AUGUUUUUUUUCACUUGAAAAAGUUUAUUGAGCCUUGUUCAUAUAGACACAAGAAACUCAAGUAGAGCAGAAAAAAAUUAUUUAUUUUUUUGGUGUAUUUAUGCUUGUUUGACUAGAACUCUAUAUAUUUAACUGUUGUAUUAAUUUAUUUUGAUUAACAGCUCUGUAAUAUCCAAUGUGAUCUGUUUAUGACUGCCAUUGGUGUUUGUUGAAAUGUCUGAAUCAGUUCUCUUAGUUUCUUAUGAAUAAGAUAUCAAGCUUUUUGUUCUUUCACUGACUUCUAUUGACAAAGAAGAGUAAUGGGUGUCAUGAAGUUUAUGCUUUUCUUGAUUUUCUUGUUUCAAGAUGUGAUCUUGCUAGCAAUAAGUGAACCCGUUGAGGAUAAGCAAGCUUUGCUUGAUUUUUCUCAAGUUAUUUAUCAUUUUCGUGCUCUUAAUUGGCAUGGAGAUACUUCUGCUUGUAGAAACUGGGAUGGAGUUACUUGUAGUGAGGAUGAGUCUAGAGUUAUAGCUCUCAGGUUGCCUGCAGUUGGGUUUCGAGGUUCAAUUCCUGAGAAUACUCUUAGUCGAUUGUCUGCUCUUGAGGUUUUGAGUUUGAGGUUGAAUUUUUUAUCAGGUCCUUUUCCUUCUGAUAUUGCUAAGCUUGGUAAUUUGACUAGCUUGAAUCUGCAAUCGAAUAAUUUUUCGGGGUCUUUGCCGUUGGAUUUUUCGGUUUGGCCAAAUCUUGUCAUUUUCAAUGUGUCGAAUAAUAGGUUUACUGGUUCUGUACCUAGCUCAAUUUCGAAUUUGACUCACUUAGUAGCAUUAAAUCUUAGUAAUAAUUUUCUUUCUGGUGAAUUACCCGACCUUAUUCUCCCAAGUCUCCGGCUGUUGGAUGUGUCUUACAAUAAUCUUACUGGGAAAGUGCCUGAGUCCCUACGGAAAUUCCCAAGUUCGGCUUUUCUUGGUAAUAAAUUUACCCUUGAAAAUAUUACCAUUCCUCCUUCAUCCGAUCUUCCGCCUAAUGAUCACCAUUCCAAAAAAUCCUCAAAAUUGAGUGGGAUUGCAAUCACAGGAAUAGUAAUUGGGAGUUGUGUUCUGGGGUUCGCAGUGCUUGCCUUGUUUCUUAUUGUUUGUUAUUCCAAUAGAGAAGGUAAAAAUGACGUCUUGGGGCGGUCCCAACCAAAAGAAAAGGCACUGAUGAAAGUAGUUUCUGGAAGCCAGAACAGGAACAGCAGUCUUGUUUUCUUUGAAGGUUGUGUUCUGGCAUUUGAUUUGGAGGAUCUGUUGAGAGCUUCUGCCGAGGUGCUUGGAAAGGGAACAUUUGGGACAACUUAUAAGGCAGCACUAGAGGAUUCGACUACAGUUGUAGUGAAGAGAUUACGAGAAGGGAGUGUUGGAAGACGAGAGUUUGAACAACAGAUGGAAGUAGUUGGAAGUAUUAAGCACGAGAAUGUGGCUGCCCUAAGAGCAUAUUACUACUCCAAAGAUGAAAAGCUUAUGGUCUAUGACUAUUACAGGGAGGGGAGCUUAUCAGCAAUGCUGCACGCAAAUAGAGAUCAAAAGAGAACUCCAUUAGGGUGGGAAGCUCGACUAAGGAUAGCUGUUGGUGCUGCAAGAGGCAUUACUCAUAUCCACACACAGAACAAUGGCAGGCUUGUUCAUGGAAACAUAAAAGCCUCCAAUAUUUUCCUCAACUCCCAGAAACAUGGCUGUAUCUCUGAUCUUGGCCCUGCAACACUGAUGAGUCCAAUGGCCACACCUGUUAUCAAAACAUCAGGAUACAGAGCCCCAGAAGUAACAGACACUCGGAAAGUAUCUCAAGCAUCCGAUGUCUAUAGCUUUGGAGUUCUCUUGCUUGAGCUUUUAACAGGCAAGUCACCUAUACACACAACUAGUAGCGAUGAAGUUAUACACCUGGUUAGAUGGGUUCACUCCGUUGUCCGAGAGGAAUGGACUGCAGAAGUAUUUGAUUUGGAACUUAUGAGAUAUCCAAAUAUAGAGGAAGAGAUGCUGGGAAUGCUGCAAGUAGCAAUGUCAUGCGUGGAAAGAGUACCGGAGCAGAGACCUAAAAUGAUGGACGUAUUAAAGAUGCUGGAAGAUAUUCGAAAGAUCAGUACAGGUCAGCUAUCCUCUGAAAACAAGUCUGAUGAUUCAACACCAACCCUGAUCACGCCUCCAGCUGCUGACAUGGGAACUUCUUAUAUUUAGUUGUAAUAUAAGUUAUAUUCUUGCUGUACUUUGAGUUAGUUCUUAGAAGUAUAUAUGCUUCAUCAUUCUUUAUUUCAAAAGGAAUAGCUACUUAAGGUUUAAUAUUGUUAAUGAUGUGAAGCACUUGAUUUGAUGCAAACUAGGUUAAAAAGUGAGGCUGUUUCCCCCCACCUCAUCGGACGAGUAAACGUCUGAGGUUCAUUCCUAUGAAAGGUUGAAGAAGCUUUAAGUUUUA
Molecule: messenger RNA, 2424 nt
Organism: Daucus carota subsp. sativus
Lineage: Eukaryota; Viridiplantae; Streptophyta; Magnoliopsida; Apiales; Apiaceae
Product: probable inactive receptor kinase At4g23740
Exons: 2
Coding region: 300-2189 (629 amino acids)
Biological process (GO): protein phosphorylation
Molecular function (GO): protein binding; ATP binding; protein kinase activity
Source: RefSeq, a predicted model, not a curated record